Messenger RNA from Neolamprologus brichardi, 3718 nucleotides. RefSeq names its product methyltransferase 21C, AARS1 lysine a (gene mettl21ca). Lineage: Eukaryota; Metazoa; Chordata; Actinopteri; Cichliformes; Cichlidae. The record is from RefSeq and is a predicted model, not a curated record.
UCAAGCAUGCCCAGAAAGAGCUUGAGAUAUCGGGUACAGUGAGCCUCGGUUUGGGAGUCCUGGACAAGAAAUUGGAAAACACUUUGUUUGUGUAUAACUUAAAACCACAGAAGGCAAUCGUUAACAAUCCUAGGGAUCAGGAUCCACAGUGACCCAAAUUCAAAAGACUUCAGCCUUGAUUAUAAACCAAGGACUGCUUUGGCUGCUAUCAGAUCUCCUGCGUUGGACAUUCCUGUCCUGUUUCUUCCCUUAGUCAUGGAGACACAGCAACCCAAGACCAUGGAGGAUCCCAAAAACAGACACAAAGAUGCCUGCAAAGCAGGUCCUGCUGUGGAUGCAGAACUAGCCAGCGCCAUAAUGGCACGGCAGUUUCACCCGCCUGUUACUGGUCCCGAGGUCUGGGAGGGAUACGUCUUUUCUGGUCUGGAGAUCCUCAUCAAAGAGUCCACAGACCUCUAUGGAGCUGUGCUCUGGCCCUCAGCCAUGGUGCUCUGCCACUUCUUGGAGAACAACCAAGACAAAUACAACCUGCUGGACAAAAAUGUGAUCGAACUGGGAGCUGGAACUGGGCUUGUCACCAUCGUGUCCAGCCUGUUAGGUGCUAAGGUGACCUCCACUGACCUACCUGAUGUGUUAGGGAAUCUCCAGUACAAUGUGACGCGUAACACCAAGGGCCGGUGCAAGUACACCCCUCUAGUCACUGAGCUGAUCUGGGGUCAGGAGUUGGAUCAGCGUUUCCCAUGUGCCACUCAUCGCUUUGACUACAUCCUGGCAGCUGAUGUGGUGUACGCCCACCCUUACCUGCAGGAGCUGAUGGACACCUUUGAAUACCUGUGCCAGGAAAACACUCAGAUCUUGUGGGCUAUGCGUUUUCGCCUGGAUCCGGAGAACAGCUUCGUGGAUCGCUUCCGGCAGCGUUUUCACUUAGAGGAGCUGUACGACCUUCCCAGUCUGAGUAUCAAGCUGUACCGGGCCUGGAGGAGGGACGGCACGACCAAGGACCUCAGAGAGGCUGCUAAACACCUCAGUCCGAGGUCUCUGAGAUGCAUUCGGGUUGCACCUGAGAUCUUUCUCAAAUUUGAAGCUUGCAAAAGAGCAUUUUAUAUGGAUACUUUGUCCACACCCUCUGUGGAAGAAACCAUGUAUAUGGGAAGUGAAGAAGAAGAAGAAGAAGAAGAUGAGGAGACAAAUGGAAGUGAAGAGGAGGAUAAAGAUGAUUCGCAAACAGAUCAGUCAUCUGUUGGGAAGCAGCAGAGACCAGCCUGGGCUCCAUGUUUCUUCUACAGAGGUGGGAAAGAGGUGUACAACUAUGUCGGCCAAGAGAUCAUCAUUCAAGAGGCUCUGGACUCGUAUGCUGGCAUGAUAUGGCCAGCAGGGUUGGCUCUCUGUCAUUACCUGGACACUCAUCGAGAACAGAUCAAUCUCGUGGAUAAAGCAGUCCUGGAGAUCGGAGCAGGAACCGGCCUUGUGUCUGUCGUAGCAGCACUCCUUGGUGGCUGGGUCACAGCCACAGACCUACCAGAGGUCCUGAACAACCUGAGGGUCAAUUUGUGCAGGAAUACCAGGGGCCACUGCAGACACACACCUCAGGUAGCAACUUUGUCAUGGGGCUAUGACCUGGAGCGCACUUACCCAUCAUCGGUCUACCGCUACGACUACGUGCUAGCAGCUGAUGUGGUCUACCAUCAUGACUUCCUGGAUGAGCUCCUGGUCACCAUGAAGCAUUUCUGCAAACCAGGAACAACUCUAAUCUGGGCCAACAAGGUCAGGUUUGAGUCUGACUUGACUUUCACUGAGAACUUUAAAAAGGCCUUUAAAACAAGCUUAUUGGCCGAGGAUGGAGAGAUGAAGAUCUUCAUGGCAACAAGUAGAGAAGGAGAGGAAUGUUUUAGUGAUGUCGUGCUGGAAGAUCCGCUGAGACAGAAGGAGGGGAAAGAAAGGAAGGAGGUUGAAGAUAAAGAUAAAAAGGGGAAAGAAAAGCUUGUGGAGCAAAAAUGCAAUGAGGAUGACUUGAACGAUCAUGAAAAAAUAAGUUAUGAUGAAUUACCAGAAGAAACCAACGUGCUGGAGGAUGAAAUAGAAAAUGAAAAGGAAGACAAUACUGAGUGUGAAGAAGAGGAGAACACGGUGGAGGCCCUCGCAGAUGAGAAGGCUCAACCAGAGGACACAGAUUCAAGUACUGAAGAUAUAACAGGACAGGAGAUUAAGAAAGAGACCGCUCUAAAAGAGAACUGGAUCCCCAGCAUCGUCUGCAGCAUUGCUAAAGAUAUCUAUCAUUAUGUAGGGGAGGAUAUCGUUAUUUAUGAAUCCAUAGACUCUUUUGGAGCAAUGAUGUGGCCAGCGGCGUUGGCUUUGUGCUCCUUCCUGGAAAACAACAGGCACAUGGUGAACCUGAAGGGGAAGGAAGUGCUGGAGCUGGGAUCAGGGACAGGACUAGUAACCAUUGUGGCCAGUCUGCUGGGAGCUUCGGUCACAGCCACAGAUUUGCCAGAGAUUUUAGGGAAUCUCCGGGCUAACGUGAUAAGGAACACCAGAAACCGCUGCAGACACACGCCUCAGGUGGUUGCUCUGCCAUGGAGCUACGACCUGGAACGCACCCACCCAUCAUCGGUCUACCACUACGACUACAUACUGGCAGCUGAUGUGGUCUACCAUCACAACUUCCUGGAUGAGCUCCUGGUCACCAUGAAGCAUUUCUGCAAACCGGGAACAACUCUAAUCUGGGCCAACAAGGUCAGGUUUGAGUCUGACUUGACUUUUACUGAGAACUUUAAAAAGGCCUUUAACACAAGCUUAUUGGCUGAGGAUGGAGAGAUGAAGAUCUUCAUGGCAACAAGUAGAGACUGAAAGGCCAAAGAGGUGUGGAUAGAUUUCCUGAGACACUCCCAUGAGAUAAGCCAUUGAAGUGUACGAAUUGCCAGCAAUUCAAAUGGCUCCAUUGAAAUGAUCCAGUGUUUACUAAUGCUGCUAUGAGCUUGAACUAAAAUUUGUUACCUGCUGUUUUAUACAUGUUGGUGGGGGAUAAAAGAAAAAUCUGAGGAGAUGAGUGUGAGUUUGGAUCUGCUGUGGCAGUGACGUUUGCUAAACAAAUAUUCAGAUACCAAAUCCAAGGCUGCUGAAAAUGUGAUCAGUUUUGAAAAUCAUCUGCCUUCUAUGGUGCAGUCACUUUCUAGACACAUUAGACACUUUCUUGAGGGUACGUGUUACACUGGUUGACAAUAACCAUCAUAUAGGAAAAUUUUCUAUAUCAUGCUGAUAACACACAUCCUGUACACUUUUGUAGAGUUAUAUUACAUCCUCAAACACUCUAUACUCAUAUUUUGUAAUUAAUACUUAAAUAGAGUCAAUACACACUUACCUACCACUUUAUUACUGGGUUGGACCCACUUUUUUUUUUUCUUCAGAACUGCUUUAAUUCUUCAUGGGAUAGAUUUAAACAUCUCUCAGAGAUUUUGUUCCAUGUUAACAACAACUUCUCUUUGAUCACUUGAGCUUUGGGACAUUGUGGAUUAUCCCGAUAGAAGUUAACAUCAGAAGACAGGUGCACUGUGGUCAUAAAGAGUCAAUACUUAAGUUGUGCUGUUAAAAAUAUCCUCCACACCAUUACACCACCACCACCACUAGCUUAAACCAUUGAUCCAAAGUAGGAUUCAUGUUUUCAUGUUGUUUACAUCUCAUUUUGACCCUAAACAUCACAGCAGAAAUCCAGACGUUUUUA